This is a messenger RNA of Acanthamoeba castellanii str. Neff, 1800 nucleotides long. RefSeq names its product major facilitator subfamily transporter. The record is from RefSeq and is a predicted model, not a curated record. Lineage: Eukaryota; Discosea; Longamoebia; Acanthamoebidae. Gene Ontology annotation, cellular component: membrane. Bases 1 to 1800 code for a protein of 599 amino acids. Gene Ontology annotation, biological process: transmembrane transport. The transcript is spliced from 12 exons. Gene Ontology annotation, molecular function: transmembrane transporter activity.
AUGGAGGAGCGGCCGUUGGCGCCGGAUGAAGCGCCGGAAGAGGAUGAAGGAAGAUCGUCACCAUCCACCACACUCCACAGCAGCCCGUCACUCGAAGAUUUGCCGGAACUUCAUCUGCAUCUCGAAAAUGAGGCGGUCCACGAACACGAGGAAUGGAAGCACCACAAAGAAGUUGCAUCUUCGAAGGUGGCCACCGAUCGACACUCGCCCACCAGUUCAUCUCUCGAUGAUGUUGAUGAUGAUUACGAUGACGGGCUCACCGGCGCCAGAGGCGAAGGUGAAGGUGAAGGUGACGACGGCGACGGACUGGUGUUCGAGGGCAGCAAGCUGGGCUUCGAAGCCGACGGAAACAGCGGCCGGAAGCUGAGCCAUCGCCAGCUGUGCGGCCUCGCCCUCUACUGGUUCGCCCGCAGCGCCUGGUGGACCGCCUUCACCAUCCUCCUCCUCCCUCUCCAGGCACGUGCGCCGUGUGUGUUGGAGAUUGCGGGGGACGAGUACAAGGGAACGGCGGUGGGCGUGAUCACACUCACCGGCGGCGUCCUCUCCCUGGUGGCCUACCCCAUCGUCGGCAUUCUCAGCGAUCGAACCCAAGUGAAGAAACAUCAUCGGGUGCUGCCCGUGGGCCGGCGCAUGCCCUACAUGGUGGUCGGGGUCCCAUUCAUGGCCGCCUCCAUGCUCGCCUUCCCCUUCCUCGAACAUCACGGGGUAGUGUGGCUGGUGCCGUACGCGGUGGCCUACCUCUCCAUUCAGCUGUUCGAUGCGGUGGCCGCGGCGCCCUAUCUCGCACUCGUGCCCGACAUCUUCGGCGUGGCCUCGGGCUGGCUGGGGCUGAUGAGCAUGCUCGGCAACCUGGUUGGCGGCGGCGUCCUGGGUGUCGCCUUGAACGGGCUGACCAACUACGGCGCCUUCUUCCUGCUCGCCCUCGUCCAGAUCCUGGGUCUCCUCGGGACGGUGUUCAGCGUGGCCGAGCGGCCGAGCAUAAUCGACAUCGCCGCGUUCGAUCCCGACGGCGACCGCUUUUCGGGCGUGCCGCCGCCCAGCCGCCGCCUCCUCCGCCUCCUCGAUUGGAUCCGCGAAGCCCUCCGCCCCUUCAAAGACCCCAACUUUCGAUGGGUGUUCUGGACGCGUUUCCUGUUCACGGCGGGCUUUCAGAUCAUCAUCCAGUUCCUGCAGUACUUCAUGCGCGACGCGGUGCCGAGCCCGUACGAGUUCGCAGGGCUCCUCUCGCUCGACGACCCCGAGGCCGCCGUCUCCUUCUUCGUCGGCAUGGUCACCCUCGGCUCCGUCGUCUCCGCCCUCCUCUCCGGGUAUUUGUCGGACAGGUACGGGCGUAAGGUGGUGGUGUACGUGGCGGGCGCCAUGAUGGCGCUGAUCCCGCUGGUCAUGAUCGUCACCGACAACUUCACCAUCAUGAUUCUCUCCGGCUUCGUCUUCGGCCUCGCCUACGGCGCCUACAUCACGGUGGAUUUUGCGCUGGCGAGCGACGUGUUGCCGCGCAGCGAGAGCCACGCCACAGACCUGGGCGUAUGGCACAUGUCCUGGGUCCUCCCUACGAUGAUAACACCGCCCAUCGCGGGGCUGAUGAUCGACCUGCUGGAGCCGCACGGCGAUGUGUUCCACCUGGCCCACCUGGGCUACAAGUCGGCCUUCCUCCUCGCCUCGGUCCUGCUCCUCGCCGCCGUCGUCUUCGUGCGACAGAUCCGCGUCAGCAACAAGGUGGAGGAGCUGGGCGGGCCGGGGGUGGGCGGAGGGAUUGGACAGGAGAUGCGAACUCUGGCCGAUCACGACCGAGCACCUUGA